Scedosporium apiospermum is the source of this 1959-nucleotide messenger RNA. RefSeq lists its product as uncharacterized. The record is from RefSeq and is a predicted model, not a curated record. NCBI's taxonomy places the organism in Eukaryota, Fungi, Ascomycota, Sordariomycetes, Microascales, Microascaceae. The transcript is spliced from 2 exons. Bases 1 to 1959 code for a protein of 652 amino acids.
AUGGCAGCAACAGGACUAUCCCUGGGCAUUCUGCCCGCCUUCCGCACCUGUCUCGAAUACUUCCAACUGUACAAGACAGCGAAGGAAACAUCCUUCGACAGCCAGGUCCUUAUUUUCAAAUUCGACUGCGCAAACGAGGAUUUCAUCAUCUGGGGCGAAAAGCACGGUCUGCUCAAGGAGCCGGGGGACGACGCGCGCAAUCCAGAGCUCGACCAUCCUGAAAAGGCCGCCAAGAUCAAAACCGCCUUAGAUCUAAUUCAAGGGCUCCUUAGCAACGGUAGGGUCUUGCAGGAGAGGUAUGGAGUCGAAGUUUCAACGAUGAACUCUCCAAACACACAGCCCGAUGGUGAUGGCGGCCAAGAGGAGCAGCAGCCAUUCCUGAGCAGUUCGGCCCUCAAGCGAAUCGGGAGUCUGUGGAGGAGACAACAGCAAAGCGCGAACCGGCGGGGUCUAACCGCGCUGCAGAAAACUAGAUGGGCUAUCAACGAUAAGAAUAAGUUCCAGCGACUCAUAGACGAUGUAGGCGACCUGGUGGAGCGGCUCUACAAAGAACUCCCAUUCCCUGAGCCUGAGCGAAAUUCUGUGGCUAUCAGGGACAUUCGGAGUCUGGCUCGUCACUUGGAGAGGCUCAGGAUCUUUGAGGUAGCAAGUAUUGAUCGAUAUCCGGCCUGGUCUGGGGCUGCGAGUGUCAUGCGUGAGGCUGGGUCGAGUCAAGCUGGGCCACGGACCAUAAGCCAGUGGAUGGCCAAUGUUGAAGAUGUCUCCGAGGAUUUGGACCAAGUCCAAGACAUGCCACAAGAACAGGUACAAGUGGAUCCUCUGGAGAUCAAUAUGUCGAAAAUUCCCGCGACAACGUUCUAUUUUGUGUUAACAUCGCCAUGUCCAACGGCGACACUCGGACUAUCGUGCGAUACGAGGCAUCUCGAAAUCCAAGUUGGUGGCCCGUCGUAUGUGUUUGAGCAUGAUUCUUUGAGGCAAUGGGGUCUAGGCAAUCGAAUGAAGCAACUGAUAAAAGUCCCAUCUCCCAUCCCCGACGAAGACACACUUCGCAACAUGAGCUUCGAGGUUGCAUCUCAUUAUGACAGGUACCUGGAGUCUCAAUACCCGCUCGCCAAAGUCAAGAUUUUGUGCGGUCCCUGCAAGUGUGCGGUGAGGACGGCCCUGGAGGUUUGCCGUGGGCAGUCUAAAAAAGAAGUCAACUACUCAGUGUGCAUCGACGAUCGCAUGCAGACCAGCUGCUGCCCCGGAAACAAAAAACUUCAGCGCCUGCGGGACCUGUUCAGAACACUGCGGGCGUACGACGAGGAAUGGAGGGAUAUGGCCGUCAUCGGCUUGGAAAAAGACCUGCUCACCAGGGUGGACCGGGUGCACCUCGAACAGCGUAUAUACCAGCUGGAGACGGAAGUGUACGAAGGCGAGACCAACAAAGCCCCAGCACAGCAGAUGAGCGACCUUCUCGUCGAGACACUGGAACGAUAUAACUACCACACUCCGGUAUUCCUCUGCGAAGCGAUAACAUGUGCCUGGUUCAUCCAGAAGAAGCCAUUUUUAUGGUCACCCAGAGUCCCGAGGGAGAGCGAGAUCUUCAAGUUCACCAAAGAGUACUUAGCUCCAACUUUCUCAACUCAUUACCUCGGGACCUUCACAUCCAAGAAGACCCAAGUGCCUCAAUCAGACUCGGGCCGGCCUGAUGAGGGUAGGAGACCUGUCCCGAGUGUAGCGAGCACUCGCGGAGCUGGACCCCGACAGCCUUCGUUGCACUCCAACUCCCAAGCACCGUCAGCAGCCACGGCUGAAAGCUUAGAAUCUGGGAAUGAACUUACAGAAGAAGAGGAAGUCCUGGGCAGUAGCGGAUGGGCUUCGACCCGUCGGAAGAAUAACCUGGAGGGCAAUUUGGUCCGACGUAACUCGACAGCAGAAGACUCGGACAGGCCGGCGAGGCGUCUGCGAUCCUCAUAG